AUGGCUUCUUACCCAUUAACCGUUGAAAAUGUCCGCUUGGUAGAUCGAAUAUCUUCUAAAAAAGCAGCCCUAGGUACUUUGUAUUUGACGGCUACUCAUGUAAUAUUUGUGGAAAAUGCACCUGACACCAGAAAAGAAACAUGGAUUCUUCACAGUCAGAUUUCCACCAUUGAAAAACAGGCAACAGCCGCUACUGGGUGCCCUCUGCUGAUUCGCUGCAAGAACUUUCAGCUGUUACAGCUCAUCAUACCGCAGGAAAGAGACUGCCAUGAUGUGUACAUCUCUCUCAUACGCCUUGCUCGGCCAGUGAAAUACGAGGAGUUAUACUGCUUUUCAUUCAACCCCAAGCUGGAUAAAGAAGAAAGAGAACAGGGCUGGAUGCUGAUCGAUCUCAGCGAAGAAUACAAGCGAAUGGGCCUCCCUAAUAAUUAUUGGCAGCUCAGCGAUGUGAAUAGAGACUACCGAGUUUGUGAUUCUUACCCUACUGAACUGUAUGUUCCCAAAUCGGCCACAGCACACAUCAUCGUGGGGAGUUCCAAAUUCCGGAGCAGACGGCGAUUUCCUGCCCUUUCUUACUACUAUAGAGAUAACCACGCCUCCAUCUGUCGGAGCAGCCAGCCUCUGUCCGGCUUCAGUGCCCGCUGCCUGGAGGACGAGCAGAUGCUUCAGGCCAUCAGGAAAGCCAAUCCAGGAAGUGACUUCAUUUACGUCGUGGACACUCGGCCCAAACUCAAUGCAAUGGCAAAUCGUGCCGCAGGGAAGGGCUAUGAGAACGAAGAUAACUACUCCAAUAUCAAGUUUCAGUUCAUCGGGAUAGAGAACAUCCACGUCAUGAGGAACAGUCUGCAAAAAAUGCUGGAAGUGUGCGAACUUAAAUCUCCCUCGAUGAGUGACUUUCUGUGGGGACUGGAGAACUCUGGCUGGUUAAGGCACAUUAAGGCCAUCAUGGAUGCAGGAAUCUUCAUUGCAAAGGCAGUCUCAGAGGAAGGGGUGAGUGUGCUGGUUCACUGUUCUGAUGGCUGGGACAGGACCGCCCAGGUGUGCUCGGUGGCCAGCCUCCUGCUCGAUCCGCAUUACCGGACUCUGAAGGGCUUCAUGGUAUUAAUUGAAAAGGACUGGAUUUCCUUUGGUCAUAAAUUUAAUCACAGAUAUGGCAAUCUAGAUGGUGAUCCAAAAGAAAUCUCUCCAGUUAUCGAUCAGUUCAUCGAAUGUGUCUGGCAGUUAAUGGAACAAUUUCCCUGUGCCUUUGAGUUCAAUGAGAGAUUUCUGAUUCACAUUCAACAUCACAUUUAUUCCUGCCAGUUUGGAAACUUCCUAUGUAACAGCCAGAAGGAGCGACAAGAACUCAAAAUUCAAGAAAGAACAUACUCUUUAUGGGCUCACCUGUGGAAGAAUCGGGCCGACUACAUGAAUCCUCUAUUUAGGGACGAUCACAGCCAGACCAGGGGAACCCUUCGUCUCCCCACAACGCCGUGCAACUUCCUGUACAAGUUUUGGAGUGGGAUGUACAACCGCUUCGAAAAGGGGCUGCAGCCCCGACAGUCUGUUACCGAUUACCUCAUGGCGGUGAAGGAGGAAACCCAGCAGCUGGAGGAAGAACGAGAGGCCCUAGAAGAAAGGCUGGAAAAAAUUCAGAAAGUCCAGUUAAAUCACACUAAAGUGAAGGCUAAGCAAAGCGAACCCAGCAAACACUCAGGGUUUUCUACCUCAGACAACAGCACAGCCAACACUCCCCAGGAUUACAGUGGAAACAUGAAAUCCUUUCCAUCCAGGAGUCCUUCACAAGGUGAUGAAGAUUCUGCUCUCAUUCUAACCCAAGACAAUUUGAAAAGCUCAGAUCCGGAUCUGUCGGCCAACAGCGAUCAAGAGUCCGGGGUGGAGGACUUGAGCUGUCGGUCCCCAAGUGGUGGGGAGUGUGCACCAAGCGAAGACAGUGGCAAGGACCGUGAUUCUGACGAAGCUGUGUUUCUCACUGCCUGA
This is a messenger RNA of Puma concolor (puma), 1980 nucleotides long. NCBI's taxonomy places the organism in Eukaryota, Metazoa, Chordata, Mammalia, Carnivora, Felidae. The record is from RefSeq and is a predicted model, not a curated record.